This is a messenger RNA of Marasmius oreades (fairy-ring Marasmius), 1458 nucleotides long. RefSeq lists its product as uncharacterized. The transcript has 4 exons. The record is from RefSeq and is a predicted model, not a curated record. Bases 85 to 1302 code for a protein of 405 amino acids. Gene Ontology annotation, molecular function: ribonuclease III activity. Lineage: Eukaryota; Fungi; Basidiomycota; Agaricomycetes; Agaricales; Marasmiaceae. Gene Ontology annotation, biological process: RNA processing.
UGAACUACUUGUGUUCAAUUAUCAAUACUUCAUCUACUCGCUCUUUCCUUUUCCCACGAACGAACGAACGAGAAACGGAAUCGAAUGAAUACGGCCUAUUUUCCAUCCAGCAUCUCCAGCAUUCAUCUAAAGCGGACGCACACCGAAGCAAAUCAUGGUUUCACAACCAAUCUGGUAAGCGGAAACGCAAUCACAGCACACAACCACCCCUCUGUUACAGCCGCCGCAGAAUUCCCGCCUCUUCCUAGAAUUUCUGGGGAGUUUCUUCUUCAAGUGUACACACACAAGUCUCUUCGACGCUCAGAAGAUGUUACUCCCGAGGAAUUUGAGGACAGCGAGAGGCUGGCAGUGCUGGGCGAAAAGGUGUUGAGUGCUGCGGUUACGUCCCUGCUGUUCAGCAAGCGUCCGAUGAAAGGUAGCGCGGAGAUACUGCAAUCAGCGAAAUAUAUCUUAAGCGAUUCACGAAUUGAUAAAUGGGUCACGGCUUAUAAACUGAGGGAAAAAGUGAGAUGUACUCCGGAAGCAUUCAAAAAGUUGAAAACGCCCGAGGAGACCAGGUUAUUAUUUUAUGCCUUUGUAGGAGGUUUAUAUGUCGGAAGUGGACUGGAUGCUGUAUGUGACUGGCUGGAUCUGCUCACCGGUUCGAGCAACGAUAUUGGCAGUGGUGGCGCUAUGCACACCCCAGCUAUAGAUCCCUCCGGUCCACCUCCGACAUAUCGACCCUCGACAUCACCACCACAGAAGCGAAUGAGACAAGAGCCGCUCUCACCGCAGUCCACUUUUACAGCACCUUCCGGUUCUAAUUCAGGGAUAUUCUUUGCUUCGCAGCCCCCGGACUCUCCUUCUAGAGCAACUUCUAACUCUAUGGCUGCAUAUAAUAAUCACUAUGGCGGAGCGACUACCGUUACCGCCGCUUCAUCCCAGCCCCAGCUCCAACCUCAUCACCCACCUGCUCAACCGCAUUACCAAAGCUACCACCAACAUCCGAAUGUCAAUCAGAGCUUCUCACCACAGGCUUACAUGUCACCACCGGCAGUGCAGAGAAAUCCAAAUCCUCCCUUCAAUCCUCUUUCCCCGGCCCAACCCCACCUUGCAUUCCUGCCAUUGUUCAAUCAAACGGCCGCUCAGCGGAAAGUGAAGGUAGAUUAUCAAGCACAAUUCUCUGGACCUUCACAUGCUGGGAAAUGGUCAGUUCAAUGUGUUGUGAAUGGCAUACCCAAGGGAAUGGGCUCGGGAGGUACUAAACAAGUCGCUAAAGAAGAGGCAGCUCGACAGGCUUACUAUGCUAUGGGAUGGACUUAGGAAGUAGGGACCAUGUAUGUAUUUUGAGGAUUUUGUUGUUGUGAUCGAGCAAUGCAGGCCGUAAUACUGUAAGGGUGAGGCCUGGGGUAUGGAACAUAAGGCAAGAACGUAAGGGCUCAAGCUCAAGAGCCAUUGGUCAAUCAUACCCCUUUCCAC